GGGCAAAGAGACCAUGGCAAGGGUCCUUGCUUGUUGUAUAAAUAAUACACAUAUAUAUGAUGAUUUAGUUCUCUUUGUUCUUUAGUUUACCAAAAACAACAAAAAGAAAAAGAAAAAAAAAAGAAAGAAAAGAAAAGAGAAAUGGUAGCUCUAUCUCAAAUUUUGGCACAACUCUACACCAUGACCCUACUCUUCUUCACCAUUCUAGUUCUUGAACUAGUAAUCCUUCUACGAUCCAUCUCCGGCGACCGCCCCAUCACCACCACCCAGUACCUGAAACUCAUCGAGGAAAAGAUUCCGGCCACCCGGUACGACGCCGCGGUGGAGCCGCCGCUGGAGUGCACGGUUUGCUUGUCGACGUUUGAGGAGGGGGAGGCGAUUAGGAAGCUGAAAUGCAAGCACGUGUUCCACAAAGACUGCCUCGACACGUGGCUGGAGCAGUGCUCCGCCACCUGCCCACUCUGCCGGAGCAAGCUCUUGCCGGAGGAGGUGGUGUUGCGGUACCGACAGCGCCGGAACCCGCCGGAGUACGAAGGAAGCGAUGAGGAGCUUAUCUACUUGUUAUCCGCGUUGCACGGUAAUUACUUGCGCAGAUUCAUGUGAAUUGAAUCUAAAGAUUUUGAGAAAUUUUUGUAUGUUAGUGUACAGGGUUUUUGUUUUUAUUUUUUAAUAAUGUCGUGUAAUGUAACACUUUACACCUAAAAGGAAAUGUGGCCCAUAAAAUAGAUUGCUAAUAUAAAAUUAGUGUGUUGGUUCUCUA
Ipomoea nil (Japanese morning glory) is the source of this 760-nucleotide messenger RNA. RefSeq names its product RING-H2 finger protein ATL57-like. Bases 142 to 603 code for a protein of 153 amino acids. Lineage: Eukaryota; Viridiplantae; Streptophyta; Magnoliopsida; Solanales; Convolvulaceae. The record is from RefSeq and is a predicted model, not a curated record. The transcript has a single exon.